Messenger RNA from Trichoderma virens Gv29-8, 1474 nucleotides. RefSeq lists its product as uncharacterized. Gene Ontology annotation, molecular function: nitronate monooxygenase activity. The record is from RefSeq and is a predicted model, not a curated record. The transcript has a single exon. The coding region runs from base 98 to 1159 and encodes 353 amino acids. Lineage: Eukaryota; Fungi; Ascomycota; Sordariomycetes; Hypocreales; Hypocreaceae.
AGGUCACUCAUGUACGCAUGCUUAGAUCAAGACUAACCCGAGAAUCAACGACUAUUGGAUCCGAAAAACCUUAUACUUCAUCAAAAACCAGUUCAUCAUGGCUACCAAAAGAACGGCAGAAUUGAGACGCCUGCUUGCCCGUCCUUACCCAUGGGUCAAGAAGUCUUUCAUUGUCGGGGCGCCGAUGCGCAUCAUGGCCGGCCCAAGCUUGGCCGUUGCCGUGUCUGCUGCUGGUGGCUUGGGGUUUAUGGGGCCGCAAGCCAAGCCAGACGGAGUAUUUGCUGACCUUGACAAGGCGAGGGAACUGGUUGCAGCCUCUAGCUUGCGCCACCCCUUGCUCCCCAUUGGUGUGGGCUUUCAAGUAUGGAAUGGCGAUCUGAAGGUUGCGACCUCUGCCAUUGAGAAGCACAAGCCAUGCGCUGUUUGGCUAUUUGCGCCAAGAAAUGGCCAGAAAGAGCUGGACGAGUGGACAGUUUCUCUUCGCUCAGCCUCUCGUGAUACCCAGGUGUGGAUUCAGGUCGGCACGCUGAGUGAUGCGAUUGCCGCUGUAAACAGCCUAACCCCUCCAGAUGUUCUGGUUGUUCAAGGCUCUGAGGCUGGCGGACACGGCAUGGCAAAGGAGAGCACAGGGACCAUUGUUCUGUUUCCUGAAGUGGCAGAUGCCGUGAAGGAGUCCGGAAUACCUGUCGUCGCAGCGGGAGGAAUCAUUGAUGGCCAUGGAGUGGCAGCCGCCUUGUCACUAGGAGCUGCUGGUGUCGCCAUGGGGACUCGAUUCCUUGCUGCCUCAGAGGCACGCAUCGCAAAGGGUUACCAGGAUGAAGUGGUCCGAGCAUCUGAUGGUGCGAAAAGCACGCUGCGGACUCAGUUGUACAACCAUUUGCGUGGCACAUUUGGCUGGCCCGAGCAGUUUUCACCUCGAACUCUCAUCAACCGUAGCUGGAUUGAUCACGAGGCUGGCGUUCCGUUCGAAAAACUCCAGGUGCUACACGAUGAGGCGGCUAAGAGUGGCGAUGCUGGCUGGGGUCCAGAGGGGAGACUUGCAACGUAUGUUGGCGCAGGUGUAGGGCUAGUGCGGAGUGUGCAAGACGCAGGAGUAAUUGUAGAGAAUGUGAGAAACGAGGCAAGGGAUAUUCUCAAGGCAUUGAGUGAUGAUAUCUAAGAGCAUUGGCAUGGGCAUGUACAGCAAUCCUGGGAAGCCGACUAUUCAUGAAUCAACAUAUUGAGUUGGGCCUAACCGUUCGAAGAAUAAACAGAGUAGCAUAUUGAUACUCCUCAAUGCUACACUGAUGAUUUAUGAGCUUGGGGAAGUAAUAUUUGAUACCACCAGUUUCAACUUGUUAUAUCUGUACUGGGAGGGAAACUGACUUCAAUAGCUGGCGAGCUUAUGACCAUGAUUAUCGAUAGACGAUUGCAUGAUUCAUAUAUCUGCCUUUGAUUCAGUUGUGGGGCUGAAAUUUUACAAGGUCUCGCGCUU